Messenger RNA from Dracunculus medinensis (Guinea worm), 513 nucleotides. NCBI's taxonomy places the organism in Eukaryota, Metazoa, Nematoda, Chromadorea, Rhabditida, Dracunculidae. The record is from the annotation of a GenBank genome assembly.
UUCUCUGUAGAAUCUACGAAGGCAUCGGAAAUAUCUCCUUCUUUUUUCCCUUUUUUACUUGAAGUACGAAAGCUUCUAUCAAAGAUUUCGUCAGCGAUAUCUCCUGAUUCUGCAGCUUUGCUUUAUCGGUUAAUUAAUCAGAAAAUUGCGGAAUGUUUUUUAGAAAUAAUUAGUUCAACAUCCUUUAACUGCAAUGGUGCCUCACAAAUGUUAUUUGAUAUUUCUUCUUCAUUAAUACCACUGCUGAAUUCCUUUUACAAUGAUGGUUUACAUAAUCUGAAAGCUUUAGAUGAACCGAAAUUCAACGGUGUUAUUACUUCAUUGCGACUUCUUUCGCUGCCCAAAGCAAUAUCUUUACUUCUUUUCGAUGAAUUAAAACGAAUUCCUAAUGAAAUGGCGCCAUCAGUCUUAGCUCCGCAUAACAUAUGUGCGAUGAGCCGUGACAAUGCUUUGAAUCUUCUGAAACAAAGAUGUGAUUUAAACCUUGAAACUGAUUUGAAAAUUACUUGGUAA